This is a messenger RNA of Quercus lobata, 2025 nucleotides long. Its product is annotated as probable xyloglucan 6-xylosyltransferase 5. The transcript has a single exon. Gene Ontology annotation, biological process: xyloglucan biosynthetic process. Gene Ontology annotation, molecular function: hexosyltransferase activity. Bases 364 to 1743 code for a protein of 459 amino acids. Lineage: Eukaryota; Viridiplantae; Streptophyta; Magnoliopsida; Fagales; Fagaceae. Gene Ontology annotation, cellular component: membrane; trans-Golgi network; endosome. The record is from RefSeq and is a predicted model, not a curated record.
CCAAAUCAAUGAAUAAAAUAUAGUAAUGGUAAUACCCAAGUAGUACAAGUCGGUGCAUUACAAACAUGUCUUCCCCACCAUCUAUCUCACCGCCCACCAUGAAGUCAUGAACUCACUCCUCCCAUCCCAUCCAUCUUCCUCUGCCUCUGGCCUCUUUCACUUCUCUCCCCAUCUUCCCUCUCUCUCUCUCUCUCUAUCCUUCUCUCCCUCACAAAAAAAAUUCACACAUUGAUAUAUAGAAUUCUGUAGAUCUCUUCCCACAGAUACAACCUUACCUACACAAAAAACACCAAAACAAAAAAAAAACUCAUUUUUAGAUUUGAGACACAGAGAGUGUGUGUGUGUGUGAGAGAGAGAGACAUCAUGGGACAAGAGAACAUAACUCAGAAGAGAAGCAGCGGCGGAGGAGGACCGGGUGGUGGGCUACCGACAACCACCGCGAACGGUGGAAGAGGGCGCAGUAGUACACUGUUGCCACGUGGCAGACAGCUCCACAAGACCUUCAACAACAUAAAGAUCACCAUCCUAUGUGGUUUCGUCACCAUCCUCGUACUCCGUGGCACCAUCGGCAUCGGCAACCUCGGCUCCUCCGGCGACGAUGCAAUGAACCAGAACAUCAUCGAAGAAACCAACCGCAUCCUCGCCGAGAUCCGGUCCGACUCCGACCCAUCUGACCCGGUCAACGAACCCGAAUCCUUCUUCAGCGUAAACGACACCUUCGCUCUCGGACCCAAGAUCUCUACCUGGGACCAAGACCGCAAAACCUGGUUAGAUCAAAACCCUGAGUUCCCUAACCAUAUUAAUGGUAAGCCUCGUAUCUUGCUUGUUACUGGGUCUCCUCCUAAACCUUGUGAUAACCCAAUUGGUGACCAUUACUUGUUGAAAGCUAUAAAGAAUAAGAUUGACUAUUGUAGACUUCAUGGGAUUGAGAUUGUUUAUAAUUUGGCUCAUUUGGAUAAGGAAUUAGCUGGGUAUUGGGCUAAAUUGCCGUUGCUUCGACGGUUAAUGUUGUCUCAUCCUGAGGUGGAGUGGAUUUGGUGGAUGGAUAGUGAUGCGCUUUUUACAGAUAUGGUUUUCGAGAUUCCACUUUCUAAGUAUGAUAAUUAUAAUUUGGUUGUCCAUGGGUACCCGGAUUUGAUGUUUGAGCAGAAGAGUUGGAUUGCUCUGAAUACGGGUAGUUUCUUGUUUAGGAAUUGUCAAUGGUCCUUGGAUUUGCUUGAUGAUUGGGCGCCAAUGGGGCCUAAAGGGCCGGUUCGAGAGGAGGCUGGGAAGAUUUUGACGGCAAAUUUGAAGGGGAGGCCGGCUUUUGAGGCGGAUGAUCAGUCCGCCUUGAUUUACUUGUUGCUUUCGAAGAAGGAUCGGUGGAUGGAUAAGGUGUUUCUGGAGAAUUCGUAUUAUUUGCAUGGGUAUUGGGCGGGAUUGGUGGAUAGGUAUGAGGAGAUGAUUGAGAAGUAUCAUCCGGGAUUGGGGGACGAGAGGUGGCCAUUCGUGACCCAUUUUGUUGGUUGCAAGCCUUGUGGUAGCUAUGGGGAUUAUCCAGUUGAGAGGUGCUUGAGUAGCAUGGAGAGGGCAUUUAAUUUUGCGGAUAACCAGGUGCUGAAGCUGUAUGGGUUUAGGCAUAGGGGAUUGUUGAGUCCUAAGAUCAAGAGGAUCAGGAAUGAGACAGUUGCUCCUUUGGAGGUUGUGGACCAGUUUGAUAUUCGGAGGCACCCUGUGCAGGGAAGCAGUAAAUCACAGAGCUAGCGAGUAAAACAUCUUCAGUGUGUGAUAAUUGGUAGGUAAUUAUGUAAUUCCUUAGUUAAAAAAGCAAAAUUAAAUUUGAUAACAUUCCAUGUCUAAGUGUUUUUGUUUGUUAUGUCAGUACUGUUGUCAGGAACCAUAGCAUAGAAUUCUUUUUUAAACUUAAAUUCUUCUUUUUGAUUUGCAAUGUACUGCCUGUUUCAAUUUUUUGUUUCCCUGGCAAGAAACAUUAAUGUAUUUUGCACAUUUUUAUUUAAAAGUAUACAAUAUGAAUAUUUUAGUUCA